AUGGCGUUUUUCCCAAACCCGACCGAACAAUCGGCUAAUGCACGCCGAUUUGUGGCCCAAUUAUUGGAUUGGGCCCUCCAGCAAGAGUCUAUUGGGUUCAUGAUUUUCAGCGAGAGGGGUUGUGAAGGCCAUGAUUGGGUGAAUUUUAGUGGGGAUUUGAGGGUGGAAUCGACUAAAUCGAGAUUUGAUACGAAAACAGAAAAGUCCGGCUCAAUCAGGUCUACGCAUCUCUUUUUGCAACAAUCUCGUUUUCCGCGCACACGUUUGCAAAUCCCGGGAUUUUUGUCGCACCUUGCGAAUGGGACGCGCGGGAGAAGAUGGGUGGCCCCACGCAGGGAUAUUUUGGGCCCCACCGAAGGAAAAUCUUCGUCUUCAUUCGUUGGACUUCCGGAAGGUUCUGCGGCUGUGAGGGAUAUGAAUAGGGAGUUUGUUAUUGUUAGUAGCAAGAGUAGAGUUGUUGUGAACUUAAUAAGGGACUUCAUGGCACUCGAUGAAAUAUACUCCGUAUAA
Messenger RNA from Striga asiatica, 510 nucleotides. The record is from the annotation of a GenBank genome assembly. NCBI's taxonomy places the organism in Eukaryota, Viridiplantae, Streptophyta, Magnoliopsida, Lamiales, Orobanchaceae.